Fusarium tjaetaba is the source of this 5865-nucleotide messenger RNA. Its product is annotated as f-box wd-repeat pof10. Gene Ontology annotation, molecular function: protein binding. NCBI's taxonomy places the organism in Eukaryota, Fungi, Ascomycota, Sordariomycetes, Hypocreales, Nectriaceae. Bases 1 to 5865 code for a protein of 1954 amino acids. The record is from RefSeq and is a predicted model, not a curated record. The transcript is spliced from 5 exons.
AUGAGGGCGCAAGCUAUUGGACUGCUCUCAGUCGCAACGCUUGUUCCUUCUAUUGUCGGUGUUGCUGUACCUCGAGCCCCAUCCGAACCUAACCAGCCAAACCCUCGGCGCUUUCCACUGAAUGAAACGGCCUUCGCGACUGCCCCAGACGGCAGUACCACUCGCUUGUCAUCGGUAGCAUCAACGCCAAUUACACAAGUGGAAGAGGAAUUGUCCUCUCUUCCUGACAAAUCAACUUCUACAAAGGUUUACUUGUCAACAGCAGCAGAGACAAGUUCUGGUGAUUCUGUUCGGAAAGUGCCAAUAACUUCACAACUGAAUCGUGUGGCCACUUCAUCUCAGAGCACUCGAUUUACUCUAGAAACUCAUCUUCGAUCUUUCUCGGAAUCUUCAGCUUCACACUUCGUCCAGACUGCUCCUAAAUCUACUGCCCUGGCGAAUGGCGGCCCGCCAGAUCAUGAUAGAGAUUCAAGCUCUGUAACUAAUCAACCCGAUAUCCAGGCUUCGGCUCAGAGGAGACCACACCAGGGAUUUGCACAUUCUUUUACGCAAGCCGCGCCCAACAAUACCAAACUGAAGACACAGACAUGCGGCCCUGGUUACAGGUCUCCCUGCGGAUGGAUUCCCUCAGUUACUUCGAAAGGAAAUGGGACAUACACACCUGGGCCAUGGACGUCUGGUACAUUGACGCUGAUAGCACCAACGUCAGUGUUACCGUGCACGACAUUGCAGGAUAACGAACCUUUCACCGAGUAUUCCAUCGUGUAUACAUCAACAAUAACAUUCUCUGGAAACCGCAGUGAUUACACGCCACCCUACCCUACUAUCAGUACACCCAACAUUUGCGACCCAGGGGCUCCAAGCCCAUCAUUCUCAAAGAUUGUUUCAUCUCAUGGCUCCGAGGAGUCUGGAACAUUCCCACUGCCAGGCUCUGAAUUAACUAAGGAGCCCCCUCAAGCUUGCUUACCGGGAAAAUCUUGUACUUCAGAAAAGCCUCCUGGCUGGUCGAAUCCGACAGCCGUUCCUGGAGUGCCAGGUUUAACUAUGUCAAGCUCAAGAAUGACUGUGACAUUUAUAACGACUGACAAGAACCCGGCGGUGGUAUUCCCCACAGAGCCGCCGCCGCACUUCGACCGACCGACUGGUGGAGGAGGUCUCCCUAUGAGUAACAAACAACUGCCGCAGCCUUCCAAAGCGCCAGGCUCAAAUCACCCAAAUUCUUCCGGGGGGCACGGAAAGUCGGGUCCUCAGUCGGGUCCUCAGUCGGGUCCACAACCUGACGUGAAGCCGCGACCUUCGGCAGAAUCUGGACCGAGGCCAACAUCAGGACCGCAGCCCCAAUCACAGCCUGACACCGAACCUGAGCCCCCUAGGAAGUUUCUUGUGACUGCCAGAGGCCAAGAAGUCAUUGUCAAUGACCGGACCUUUUCCAGUCUCAGAGCAGAUCAAACAACAACAGUCACUGUCGAUUAUGGAACAUUCACAAUCCGCCCAACAGAAGUGGUUGGUGAAGGGGCAACAGUCAGGAAACCGCAGCCUGUCGGUACUGCGAUUUCCGUUGUCAGCCCUACGAGUGCGACUAUUGGAAAGAUAUCUGUUACUGUUUCAGGCACGGAAGCUAUUGUGGGCGGCACGAGGCUCAAAAUUCCUCUUAUGGGCACGACCACAAGGCUUAAGGUUCCUGUCGUCGGAUCAAAUACUAUUAUGGAGGAACGACAAGUGUCCGUUGCGCCUGGUAGAGUGGUGGUUGAUGAUGAAACACUCACAUACCAUGGGGUUGGUGGCCCUCAGACAGACGUGAUCAUUGAAGGUGGUGAGAUGGUCACUGCAGUUGGAAAAUCUGUGUUUGUCUUUCACUCUACGACCCUGAUAUAUGGAACUGGCACCCCCGUGACAACGGAAACAAUCGAUGAUGAUACUAUCACUGUUGGACCAGAAGGUAUUGUUGUUGAUGGAACAACUCUAGGCGGGUCUGACGCCGAGCUCACUGGCACCAAAAACCGAAUUGUUGGUGGAGCGACCAUCACCAAAGUCAACCCUUCAUACGCGAUAAUCGAUGAAUCAACCUUCACUGCCGGUCCUGGCGCCAAGAGCAUAACAAAAGUGGCCGGUGGUGAAACCAUCACGAUCGGGCCCAGCGGUAUCAUCGUUGGCACAAUAACAAUAAAAUACCCCUUCGGGGCUUCAACUGUAACCACCAUCGAGGCGAAAGCAACAGUGUCUGACGAAUUACCUGUUGCAACAGGAACCAGCAGCAACAAUGCCAAGGAGGAUGGAAAGAGGAAGAAAGAGGAUGACAGCGGUGCAAUUUUACAACGGCCAGGUUUGGCAACAGGAAUGACUGGCAAUGCUGACUUACACACUGCUGAAGAGAUUCCGCGCACAAACAAGCUCCCCAACCGCUUCAACAACCUCGCCGUGGCAUCCCAGACUGUGCAAAUAUCUUGUGCACGGUCAGCAUCCUUCUCCCCCGAGUUCCACGCCUUCAGCUAUAUGCAACAAGAGCCUCUCGAAAAUACAGAACAUUUGAUCCACCGAGACAACCCUUAUAAAGCCUCAAUCUCCCAGCAUGGCCCCCUUCACCAUGACCCGCGUGGCCUUCUCCGAGUCUAUUCCGGAGACUCAAGUGGCACUGAACCGGGCUCUGCACCGGCACUCCGCUAUGCCUCUGGUCAUGACGUCGAUGCCGACCUACUCGAUGAGGAGCUACAUCGACUGAGCUUGGGUCAUCGCUCGACUUUUCGACCUUCAGCUCCUGGCCAGCGCAUCUCCGAGUACGAAAAUGCAAUGACCCCACCUACUCCAAAGAAGGCACUGGGCUUCAAGGUCAUCAAGCGCUCCGAAACCCCCUCUGGUGGUGUGCAGCUUGAAGACUUCCCAAACGAGAUCUUGACACAUAUCCUUUCGCAUCUCCACUCCGACUCGCACGCCGCAAUCGCUCUCGUCUCCAAACGCUUUUAUGCCCUCAUAACCAGUUCCCAUGCUUGGCGCAUGGCCUUCCUACGAUUCUUCCCAGGCCAUGAGGCUCUCGAGACCAAGAAAAAUGUGGAUAUGUGGGCUCACAGCUCGCACGACCUGAUACAGUCUGAAUCUCGUUAUUUCACUCGUCUUACCCCCAUGGCGUCAUGGAGAAAGGAAUACCUUCUGCGCACCCGCUUGAUUAGAAGUCUGGCGCGUGGCAAACCAGGCGCAUCCUUUGCCUCUGGGGGUAUUGGCGCAUCUGUUCGUACCGGGAAGAAGACCAGCGCUGUGUUGACGUACAACUCCAAGCUACCAUGGGCUGUUACAAAUAUUCACGCUGUCUUCACAAACGGAAAGAAACCACCAAAAGCUAUCCACGGAGCUGCCGAUCUGGGAGUAGCUUCAGUCAGUGAUCCUACCAACGGAAGGGUUGAGAAAUGGGGAUUCGUUGAUCCUUUCAGCUCAAUGCAACUUGAUGAGGUGUUACCCAAUCUUGUUCCCUUUGGCUUGGGGGAGGGUCCUGCAGCAACUCCUAAUGUCCUCGAUGUAAGUCAGCCAUAUGGCGUUCUUGCAGGUGAAGGAUUUCCGGGCGGUCGUCCCUACUACCGUCCUGUCAAUGAGAACCGUGGCCGAUAUCUUGGUGCGGACUCUGGCGUCGUCGACACCUACCCUGAUAUCCCUAAGAUACCCGAAAUGUCCGAAGCAAUCUGCAGUGUAUGGUUGGCCAAAUCGUCGAGCGUGCCAGCAAAUACCCAGUCAAUGAUUGGGAUGCUGACUGGCUCUACCCUUGGUGUCGUCACUUCAUACACCCUGGGAACCGACUCUGGACCGCAGCGAUACCAACCUGGAGAAGUUACUGCGCGUUGGGUGCUUAGUCCUGGCGUUCCAAUUAUCUCUCUCAAAGUUGACGACAACUAUAGCCAGAAGCGCAAGUCUUCAGCCAGGGUAUGGAUAGUGGCGCUCAAUGCUCUGGGCGAAGUAUUCUAUCUGACUGAAACACCUACUGCACAAAACGCAACCAAGAGCGAAGAUAUUACCAAAAACGCUUGGUUCGCUGGACGUUCGGUUUACUGGCAUCUAUUGGACUCCACUCGACGUGUUGCUCGACCAGAUGAUUCAGACAAGAACGCCAUCAAAGGUGCUUACUCGCCUCGGUCGCCUUCCAAUUCUAUGAGCCUAAGUAAGAGUCAGUUGGCUGCUGAGGCACGAGAAAUUGAAAAGUUCUUGCGCCAAAAGCCCGCACAUUUCCGAAGGGUCUGCGAAGGAUGGGAUAUGCAGCGCAAGCUGGAGGUCGAUUUCGCCAAUGAUGACGGCCAUGGUGCUGGUGAAAACAUAUUUGUCAUCGACUGUGGACUAGCCGAAAACCGCCCUGCACAUAUCCAGCGAUACACUCGAUCUUUAGUUCCUCAAGAUACACAAUCGUCAUCCGUCGUGUUGGCUCCCAUGCCUCCUGAUGUCUCCGUCAGCGUCCAGCCGUCACUAUUCGGGACUACUGCGGCAGAGGUAUCACAGGGACCCGAUGAGAAGAUAUGCCAAUCCGUCACAUCUACUUCAGUGUCGUCACUGGAUGUCAUGUCCCAUCUGCAUGAGUGGGAGAGUUGCUCCUUCAGGCUGAAGGGUCAAAGUCAUGCAGUGAUCACUAGUGCCUCGAUGGAUCAAUCUAGCACGUCAGUCCUGACACUCAGUGAAGAUCCUCUUCACUCGGCUGAGGAAGAGAUUCCAGGCCGCAGAUCUCGAUUGCUUGCUGUCGGCACAGACGACGGGGCUGUACUUGUCUGGAACGCUCGUGAGGAUGCUAAGGCUACGGGCAUCAGUCCGGUGCGGCAAAUCCAGACUGACUCCCCAGAAGUGUCCUGCGUGGCACUCUCGGCUAUGUAUGUUGUCCAUGGCGGUAGUGAUGGACUGGUACAAGCAUGGGACCCCUUGGCAUCAACAUUGGAUCCCGUUCGAACUCUCAACGCAAGGUCAAAUGGACGAGUGCCUCGACACAUGGUCACAAUGAACCCAACUCUUGACGAGUCGACCUACUCAGCAGUUGGUGCUAUUUAUCUUGACCCUGAACCAACCGUCCUCCGUGGAGUCGUUUCAUUUGGUGCUUUUCUGAGAUACUGGGCGUAUAGCUCUGCUAGUCACGCUUCAGGACGCAAGCGUCGACUUAGACACUCUGAUGUUCAUGGCCGUCUGCCCAGUCGUCGUCAAGGCGGUGCAGUCAUUGAUUUCAUCGCUGCUGAGGAGGCUGAAAUCAAGAGAGAGAACGAGCAAAAGGCCCGAGAACAGAACCGUCUGCGCAAUCGCUUUGGUGUCGGCGCGCUCGGCGACCUGACUGAAGAAGAGGCAUUGCGGUAUGCGCAGAUGGUCUCCGAGGAAGCCUUUCUUUUCGAGGAACAACGUCGGACAAGCGACUCCGCUGCCGAUGCCAGCCUGGAUACUGCCUCAACAUUCAGUGAGACCACUACUGUUGAUACCGUCACCCCUGAGCCAAGUGUCUCGGACAUGGCAACUCCCCCGCCUGCCUCCACGGAUAAGGUUGAGUUAGUACCUGUCGAGGACGACUAUGAACAACAGAUUCAACAGGCGAUCCGCCUUUCUCUGAUGGAAGGCGUCAAUGAUAACCCCCCAUCACCUCACGCAGCGAGCUCCGGCGAUUACGAAUUCUCCUUGACAUACAAAGUCAAGUCUGGCAGGAAGAACAAGCCAUCUGGAACUGUGUCGCCUGGAAUUUCCAAGGCGGGGUCGUCAAACACUAUCGAGUCUAGGGACUAUGACCUUGAACUCGCUCUGAAGCUGAGCAUGGAGGAGCAGGGUCUGUCAACGUUUGACUCAUCGUCGGACGUUCAACGCGAUGGGUUCCCGGCGCUGGAAACUGAGGGCGUCGGUAAAGGGAAAGGGGUACAGAGGUGGUAG